AUGUCGCAGUGGCCACCACUGAAAGCCCGGCUUCUCAGUCUCCUUGAUCCGGGGUUUCUGCUUUGUCAAAGCUGCUACUCUUUUCUCACCACUGCUUUCGAGUACUUCCUCCUUCAACGCCACCUCCCAACGCCGUCGAGUUUCCACGUAGUCCGAGACGAGGCGUUUUCCCGAUUCUGGACCAAAGUCACCACUCCUAGCGAUCCGCCCGCACCGCCCGUGGGAUCGGCCACGCUCGUCCCGCCCAUCUUGUCACGAGCUCACGGCGUGGUUCUCGACAUUGGACCUGGGUCCGGGUCGCAUGUCUCGUUGUUCGCAGAAAACGCCAAUGUGACGGCCAUCUACGGCGCCGAGCCAUGUGUCGGCUUGCACGCACCACUACAAGCGCGGAUCAACGAGGCCAAACUCACGGAUAAGUACCAUAUUCUCAAUUGUUCGGCCGACAAGAAAGCCAUCGUGGAUGCGCUGGCGAAAGAAGGCGUUUCAGUUACGGAUGAGGGCGUCUUCGACACCAUCGCCUGUGUGCGUGUCCUAUGCUCCGUGCCUAACCUGGACCAGACUGCCAAGGAGCUGUACUCUCUGCUCCGGCCGGGCGGGGAUUUGAUUGUCGUCGAACACAUCAAGAACCCCUGGACCAAAACUGGAAGUCUUCUGGGGAGGUUCAUGCAGAUCUUCUACCAUGCCAUCGGCUGGCCGUUCUUUCUGGCCGGCUGCAUGAUGGAUCGGGAUACGGCUGCCAUCUUGAAAAGGGCCGGGGAUUGGGAAGCGGUAGAUCUAAAGACGCAUUUCGAGUGGUCCGCUUUGCCGUAUCUUUCCGGCACCUUGACCAAGAGGAAAUAA
Messenger RNA from Exophiala dermatitidis NIH/UT8656, 840 nucleotides. RefSeq lists its product as uncharacterized. The record is from RefSeq and is a predicted model, not a curated record. NCBI's taxonomy places the organism in Eukaryota, Fungi, Ascomycota, Eurotiomycetes, Chaetothyriales, Herpotrichiellaceae. The coding region runs from base 1 to 840 and encodes 279 amino acids. The transcript has 3 exons.